This is a messenger RNA of Malania oleifera, 2809 nucleotides long. RefSeq names its product serine protease SPPA, chloroplastic. Gene Ontology annotation, molecular function: peptidase activity. NCBI's taxonomy places the organism in Eukaryota, Viridiplantae, Streptophyta, Magnoliopsida, Santalales, Ximeniaceae. Bases 280 to 2388 code for a protein of 702 amino acids. The record is from RefSeq and is a predicted model, not a curated record. Gene Ontology annotation, biological process: proteolysis. The transcript is spliced from 13 exons.
ACAAAAUUCCUUUUUUUUUUUUUUAAAGGAAAAAACCUUCUUUGGAGGAAGUUGAACCGCGUCAGCUCAGAGUCUAGCUGCGUCAACCUCGCAGAUGGCGUUCUGCGCACAUUCAACGUAGCCGGAAAGGGAGGACGUGGAGGAAAGUUAGCACCAUCAUCCUCCGCCCCACCAUUCCCGAAACUCGUCAUCGCAAUAUCAGAUUAUAAGUCCUACUCCACUCUCUCUGUCACUCCUUCCCAGCACAGCAGAGAGAGAGAGAGAGAGAGAGAGAGAGAGAUGCCGAAGCUUCUGGGUCGGCCUCCCAUCAGUUCAAUCCACCGUUCUAGCUUAACUGCCGUUCUCCACAAAGCUUCUUUCCCUGUUCGCCUCACUUCCUCUCUCCCUCCUCUCUCCUUCGCCUGCCGAUUCUCCCUCUUCCGCUUUCUCUCUAGCUCUCUCCCGUUUCGUCGCGCCCUUCUCAUCGCUAUCCCUCGAAGAUGCCUCUUCGCGAGAGCAUUCGAUUCGUCUUCUGAAGCCAAGAAAGAUGAACAAGCGUCCAAGGAAGGAGAUGAGCUUUCUGCAAAAUCUGGGGCGGAGACUGCCUACGAGGGGGACAAUGGAAGUCUGAGGACUUCCGGCGACGAGUAUCCGAGUGGUGAGUUUGACUUCAAGGAGAUUAGGGGAUGGAAGAGCUUCGUGGUGAAGCUUAGAAUGCUUUUCGCUUUUCCUUGGGAGCGUGUCCGUAAGGGCAGUGUUUUGACCAUGAAAUUGCGCGGCCAGAUAUCCGAUCAGCUGAAGAGUCGUUUCUCUUCAGGAUUGUCGCUACCGCAGAUUUGUGAAAAUUUUAUAAAAGCUGCAUAUGAUUCCCGUAUUUCUGGCAUCUAUCUCCACAUUGAACCCUUGAAUUGCGGGUGGGGUAAAGUUGAAGAAAUUCGGAGGCAUAUAUUAAAUUUUAAGAAAUCAGGUAAAUUUAUUGUUGGCUAUGCCCCUGCUUGUGGAGAGAAAGAGUAUUACCUUGCCUGUGCUUGCGAUGAGUUAUAUGCUCCACCAAGUGCUUAUUUUGCUCUGUAUGGUUUGGCUGUUCAAGCAUCUUUCUUUGGAGGCAUUUUUGAGGAAGUUGGAAUUGAACCACAAAUACAAAGGAUUGGCAAAUACAAAAGUGCCGGGGAUCAGCUUGUGCGCAAAACAAUGUCAGAAGAAAACUGUGAGAUGCUGACUGCAUUGGUUGAUAACAUAUAUGGAAAUUGGCUGGAUAAUGUUUCCUUCACUAGAGGAAAGAAAAGAGAAGAAAUUGAAAAUUUUGUUAAUGAAGGGGUGUACCAAGUAGAAAGGCUGAAAGAGGGCGGUUGGAUAACAGAUAUAAAAUAUGAUGAUGAGGUAAUCUUGAUGCUGAAAGGGAGACUGGGACUGCAGAAGGAUAAAAAUCUUCCAAUGGUUGAUUAUGGGAAGUACUCUAGAGUUAGAAAAUGGACUCUUGGUUUAUCAGGUUGUAAAGAUCAAAUAGCCAUAAUAAGAGCCUCUGGAAACAUUACUCGUGUAAGGGGUCCAUUUAGCAUGCCUCGUUCAGGUAUUAUUGGGGAGCAAUUCAUUGAGAAGAUUCGUAAUAUAAGAGAGUCAAAAAGAUAUAAGGCUGUUGUCAUCCGAAUUGACAGCCCUGGAGGUGAUGCCCUUGCUUCUGAUUUAAUGUGGAGGGAAAUCCGACUUCUGUCCGCCACUACUCCUGUUAUUGCAUCAAUGUCUGAUGUGGCAGCCAGUGGAGGGUAUUAUAUGGCAAUGGCAGCGGGGAAUAUAGUUGCUGAAAAUCUUACUUUAACGGGCUCAAUUGGAGUUGUCACAGGAAAAUUUAAUUUGGGAAAACUUUAUGAAAAGGUCGGCUUCAAUAAGGAGAUCAUAUCAAGGGGUAAAUUUGCCGAGCUCAGUAUAGCUGACAAUCGCUCUUUCAGGCCAGAUGAAGCUGAACUUUUUGCCAAGUCGGCACAGAAUGCGUAUAAUCAAUUUCGUGAUAAGGCAGCUUUUUCAAGAUCAAUGACUGUAGAGAAGAUGGAGGAGGUUGCGCAGGGGAGAGUUUGGACUGGAAAAGAUGCUGCCACACGAGGUUUAGUUGAUGCUAUUGGUGGGUUUUCACGUGCUGUUGCUAUAGCUAAACAGAAGGCUAAUAUACCCCAAGACACAGAGGUUACCCUUGUUGAGUUGUCAAGGCCCUCCCCGACGCUGCCAGAGAUCUUAAGCGGCAUUGGGAAUUCUAUAAUUGGAGUAGAUAGUACAUUGAAGGAACUGCUACAGAGCUUGACAUUUUCUGAAGAGGUCCAGGCUCGAAUGGAUGGAAUCCUGUUCCAGAGACUUGAGGGAGACUCUUCCGAUAAUCCCAUCUUCUCUUUAAUCAAAGAUUGCCUAAGUUCCUUCUGACCUUGAAGUGCUGGGCAGUUCUUACACCGAUUUUAGUUGGUUCUAAGAUGUGUAGACAGGAUCUUCAGUGUGGGAACAAAAGAGGAAUGCAAUUGGAAGUGGAACUGCAGAAUGAGAGGCAGAAAAAAGAGGGAGGGAGGCGAGUGGUGUCGUUGGAGGGGAGUUAACUGAUGUGUUCUGCUUUGCUAAAAAUGCCAAAGGCUUUCAUAUACUAUACUGCAUUAUAAUUUUCUGUUCUGUUUUUGGUUAAUUACAUUUUCUGUGUCUUUUUGCCAUGCCUUUUUUUUUUUUUUUUCUUCAGUUUUUAAUAGAUAAUAGCCCCUCCAAAAUUGCCUCAAGUCUAUUUACAAUUUUACAUAAUUCAAACAGAUGUCAUCUCUUGAUCUAUCAUCCAAUCUUGAAGAUAGAAAGAGUUGCUUGA